CUCGAUCCUGGGUGAGUUUCGCCGCAACGAACACUGGGGUUCCUACGAGGCCUGCAGACAGUCUGUGCAGCAGAGCGAGCCGCACGGCAGCCCGCCACAGCCGGAGGUCCCGCCGGUGUCCCCGAUGCGACCACGGGAGAGCGUGAGAAGCUGCUGUGACCGGCCGAGCCGCAGGUGAGUGUCUCCGCCGACCAGUGACUUUGCCGUGGAUUAGCCCACAGACGAGCGGGCGGAAUAAUUCUGGUGUACACUUGAGAUGGACCAACUUGACGGCAGAAGUGCGCACGGUGUCGCGCAGUACCGGGGGUGUAUAAAAAGUAAACAUGGCAGUAGCGCCAGCGGGGAGUUUGAGCCAACAGGCGCAGUUGGUGUUCACCCGGAACGUACUUGCAUCUGGACAUGGAUUAUUGGUGCCCGUCUUCGCCGCUCUGGAUUUAGUUAAGACACUGCACAGCCCCGCGCCUCCUUCCGCCCCCUCCCUGGUGAAGUGAGUGCGUGCGUGCGUCGAGAACAGGUGGAUCCUGCUUUUGUGUUCGGCUGUAUCACCUCUCAGCCACCUGUCACCCUUAUGGGGAACCAGGUGGAGAAACUUACGCAUCUAAAUUACGCAGAGGUGCCGACGUCGGACCCGAAUGGGUUCGACCCGGACGACGACGGACCGCGGAUCGGGGUCUCUUACAUUUUCUCCAACGACGACGAUGACGACCAGGACGACAAUUUGGACCACUUUUCAACGGAAAACCACACGGUAAGCCACGGAGAGAAGCCAUUCGACUCUCGGGACGAGCUGGAGUGCGCGAUUUACUACCGAGAGGAGUGCGUCUAUGAGAGAAACGCCGGAGCCGCGACGCACUCUGCAGAAAGUCUCCUGAACAAGUGCAGACCGGGAGACCUGCUGGAGUUUGUAGCCACCGGACAGUAUCCGCACUGGGCUGUUUACGUCGGGGACUUCCAGGUGGUUCAUUUGCACCGGGCUGAGAUAAAGAACAACUUCCUCACCGAUGUGAGCCAGGGCAAAAACGGCAGGAUAGUCAACGACCUCUACAGAUACCGUGCGCUCCCGCCGGAGGUGAUUGUGCGCAACGCUCUGGACCAUGUGGGGUCGAGAGACCAAGAGCUGUACUGGAGGAACUCGGAGUGUUUUGCCGCCUGGUGCCGCUUUGGCAAACGGGAGUUCAAAAUCGGAGGCGAGAUAAGGAUUGGGAAGCAGCCGUACAGGUUAAAAUUACUGUUUUCCGAGAAAAAGAAUCACGUCCUGGAAUUUCAGAGCCUGGAGGACGUGAUCAUGGAAAAGAGGAGGAACGACCAGAUUGGCAAAGAUGCUGUGAUGCAAGAGCUGGCCGGCCACCUGAACGCAACGCAUGAAAUCAAAGAGGAGCAUUUUGUCAACUGAUAUUGGAUGCCCUGGUCAGCGGGUGAGGAUGUGACCUUCAGUGGGAAAUCCACAGUUUCAUGCUCUCAAACAGAGCAUGUGUGUUGGUGAGCAAACAUUUCUGCCUCCAAUCUGACUAUGAGCCUGUGAGCAUGUGCCCCACUGCAAACAAAUGUCCAUCUUCAGAGGGAGUGAAAAAUAUUUUCUCCAAAGUGAGAGGAAACGCUCUGACAUCUGGGGCGACACCUGUUCCAGUCGCAGUUGCAUUAGCGAAGCACAUGACACGGGUCAUAUCAAAAUCCUCAUCUUCGUCAGUUGAUUUGCAGCGAAAACCAAUGAAAGUGACAUGCCCCGCUGGAAGAUUUCCUUCCUCUUUCUAAGAAAAAUAAGAUUUUACACGCUCAACACAAGAUAUAGUGACUUAUAGUGCUGGAUGUAUUAGCAUCGCAGCUGCACCUGCAGUCUAGUCAUUUGGGGAUGAAGUCAGAAUUGAAUUUCCAAUAAUUAUCUUUUUAAUCAAAUGAGUCUUUGCACAGAGGAGCAAAACCUCUCCAAUGUACUUAUACCUGACGAGAGCGCUGAAAGCGGUAGCUCCUGUACAACUCAGGUGUUGGAGACCAAUACUGAGUGGAAGAAACACAACUACAGCUUUUCUAAUCUUGUGUCAACCUUGAGGAUUCCCUUCUGUUGCUUUAUAUCUGAUCAUCACACAGCUUUACCCCCUCUUUGAUAUUUUUGUGGACACGGUUCAUGGCUAUGACUGUGCACUUUUGUUGAUUCAUCCCUUUCGGCAGUUUAUUUUUUUGGAAAAAAAAGAUGUUUGUAUGGAGAAAUAUGGAAAUAAAUCUAUAUUUGAACAGUAA
Molecule: messenger RNA, 2235 nt
Organism: Xiphias gladius (swordfish)
Lineage: Eukaryota; Metazoa; Chordata; Actinopteri; Istiophoriformes; Xiphiidae
Product: protein LRATD2-like
Exons: 2
Coding region: 569-1393 (274 amino acids)
Source: RefSeq, a predicted model, not a curated record